AUCUUUUUCUUCCUACCAUGGCCCGUACUAAGCAGACCGCUCGCAAGUCCACCGGCGGCAAGGCUCCGCGCAAGCAGCUGGCCACCAAGGCUGCCCGUAAAAGUGCCCCGGCCACCGGUGGCGUGAAGAAGCCCCAUCGCUACCGUCCGGGUACCGUAGCGUUGCGUGAGAUCCGGCGCUACCAGAAGUCGACCGAACUGCUGAUCCGCAAGCUGCCGUUCCAGCGCCUGGUGCGCGAGAUCGCUCAGGACUUCAAGACCGACCUGCGCUUCCAGAGCUCGGCCGUCAUGGCGCUGCAGGAGGCCUGUGAGGCCUACCUUGUGGGUCUGUUUGAGGACACCAACCUAUGCGCCAUCCACGCCAAGCGUGUGACCAUCAUGCCCAAGGACAUCCAGCUGGCCCGCCGCAUUCGUGGCGAGAGGGCUUGAGGAGUUCUGUGAUCCACGCAACCACUUUAAAAGGCUCUUUUUAGAGCCACUAAUCUUCCAAAGAAAGAGCUGAAGCGUUCUUUCGUAACUAGUGGGUUUUAAUAUGUCAGCUAAGGAAUUUAAACUUCUACGUACUUAUCAGAUUUAUCACAAGCAUGCAAGUAUUUGUAUAAGUAUAGUGUUAGGAUGUGAGCUACAAGAUUCCCUGUAAAAUCAGAGGCUGCAUUUGUGUAUGUGGUGUGCAAGGAUUCUGUUUAAUGCUGGGGCUUCCCUCUGGAUUCCUUUUUCUGACAUCCCUCUUACAUGGAAAUUGUACAUCUAUUUAGAGUAAGUUAUCCACCUAAAGACCCGGAUAUAUAAAGCCUUGGUGCAUGGUUACAGUUAAGCAUUUACGGAAGGUGAAAUAGGAUUUUUUAGUAGAUGUGUAUGCUUUGUAAUUGUGAACCAUUUCCGAGGGAAAGGACUAGUAAUGUAACUGCAAAAAA
Messenger RNA from Rattus norvegicus (Norway rat), 913 nucleotides. RefSeq names its product H3 clustered histone 10 (gene H3c10). Gene Ontology annotation, molecular function: DNA binding; structural constituent of chromatin; protein heterodimerization activity. The coding region runs from base 18 to 428 and encodes 136 amino acids. Gene Ontology annotation, cellular component: nucleus; chromosome; nucleosome. The transcript has a single exon. The record is from RefSeq and is marked validated. Lineage: Eukaryota; Metazoa; Chordata; Mammalia; Rodentia; Muridae.